Anopheles darlingi is the source of this 1219-nucleotide messenger RNA. Its product is annotated as inositol oxygenase. The record is from RefSeq and is a predicted model, not a curated record. Gene Ontology annotation, cellular component: cytoplasm. Gene Ontology annotation, molecular function: inositol oxygenase activity; iron ion binding. The coding region runs from base 165 to 1043 and encodes 292 amino acids. Lineage: Eukaryota; Metazoa; Arthropoda; Insecta; Diptera; Culicidae. Gene Ontology annotation, biological process: inositol catabolic process. The transcript is spliced from 5 exons.
AUGGGCACGAGAUUGCAAGCUAACGGCUGUUUGAACUACUGAAGCUCGCACUGUGUGAUCAUUGUGCUACCAUAGAGUGAAACGGUGAUUAAUAUUGUGAUCAUACAGUGAAUAGGUUUCAGAUCACCUGUGCAUUACUAAUAACACACUAAGGAGUAUUAAUCAUGAGGAUUAUUGUUGAAGAGCAUCCAAAUGUGCUGGACGUGUCGGAGCUGCUGCGUCCGGAGCCAAAGUUCUUCGAUAAGGAGGUUUCCAAAUUUCGGGAUUACACCGUCGACGAGAACGAUCCGUUGAAGGAACGAGUUCGACGAACGUACAAGCUGAUGCACACCAACCAAACCGUGGACUUCGUGAAGGGCCGUCAUGCCGAGUGGCUCAAGUUUGAUCAUUUCAAGGCCACUAUUCGGGAGGCGCUGGAAAAGCUGAACGAUCUAGUCGACGAGUCAGAUCCCGACCUAGACCUACCGAACAUCGUCCAUGCGUUCCAAACGGCGGAACGUGCACGCGAAGAGUUCCCGGAGUUGGACUGGCUCCAUCUUACUGGAUUGAUACACGAUCUCGGCAAGGUGAUGGCUUUUUACGGUGAACCGCAGUGGGCUGUGGUGGGCGAUACGUUUCCGGUUGGAUGUGACUGGGGCCAGAGCAUCGUUUACCGAGAGGAUAGUUUCGUCGACAAUCCUGAUGGCGCAAACCCAAAGUACAAUACCAAGUUCGGCAUUUAUGAGCCAAACUGUGGGCUUGAGCAGCUAACGAUGUCCUGGGGACACGACGAAUUCCUGUAUCGGGUACUGAAGCACAACAAAAGCACAUUACCGGAACAGGCGCUUCACAUGAUCCGGUAUCACUCGUUCUAUCCAUGGCAUUCGGGGGGCGAUUAUCAUCAUCUGACGAACGAGAAGGACGAACAAACCAAGCAAUGGGUUCUGAUGUUCAACCGCUAUGAUCUGUACACCAAGUCAACGAAACUACCGGACAUAGAGGCGCUGUGGCCAUACUACCAAAGUUUGAUCGACAAAUACUGUCCUGGAGAGUUGGAGUUUUAAACUAACUGCUAACCGUUAUUACAUCGGAAGGGAUGAUGAUGAUGAGGAAAACAACAUCAUCUUCACAAGUACCUAAGAACAUGUGUUCUGUUGUUGAUUCUUAAUAUAAGAUAUGAAAAGCAUAAUGUUAUAUGGCUAGAAAAGUUUUAAUUUUCGAUCAAUAAAAUGUUUUACAU